Quercus robur (English oak) is the source of this 720-nucleotide messenger RNA. RefSeq names its product proline-rich protein 4-like. NCBI's taxonomy places the organism in Eukaryota, Viridiplantae, Streptophyta, Magnoliopsida, Fagales, Fagaceae. The transcript has 3 exons. The record is from RefSeq and is a predicted model, not a curated record. The coding region runs from base 233 to 592 and encodes 119 amino acids.
GUUUGGGUUUGGGGAAAAUCGGGAAAGAGAGAAGUUGAUGAUCUGAUCUAUGGAGGGAAAUGAGAUUGAGAGACAAAGAAAGAGAUUUUGGUCGAAGGAGAGAAGAAGCCACCAUCGGAGGUGGUGGUUGCGGUGAGCCAGCCUUGCCGAUUUGGUUCAAGUCCAAAUCAAAGAAGGUUAGGGUUUGGGUUUGGGGAAAAUCGGGAAAGAGAGAAGUUGAUACUCAAUCUCCAUGGCUAUCGCUAGCAGCCACCGUGUUCCGCUCCACCAAUUCCGGCCAUGGUUCCGAUUGUUCUUGGCCGAGCUUCAUCUUGCAACCACCCUACUGCCGGCGGCGGUGCAUAUAGAUGGUGUUUACACCAUUGGUGGCCGCUGGCUUCGAGUAACAAUUGAUUGCAAGCCAGAAAAUGGACACUUAAAGACAAGAGAGGUAGGGAAACUCGAUGAAGAAGGAAAGUUCAAAGUGUCUAUUCAUCGUAAGAUUGUAAAAGAUGGCAAAUUGAAUGAAGAAUGCUAUGCACAGCUUCACAGUGCAUCAGCUGCACCAUGCCCUGCACAUAAUGGCCUAGAGUCUUCAAAAGUAGUAUUGUGACAUUUGUUAUUGUAAGGAUUGUAAGGAUUGUGAUUGUAAGGAUUGAAUUUUAAUUGUAAGGAUUGUGACAGGUGGAAUGUGGAUAUUUACAGAUAUUUGUAAGUAAAAAUUGUGACAGUUGUGAGCUA